Sceloporus undulatus (fence lizard) is the source of this 2839-nucleotide messenger RNA. RefSeq names its product transient receptor potential cation channel subfamily V member 3 (gene TRPV3). Gene Ontology annotation, biological process: calcium ion import across plasma membrane. Bases 53 to 2143 code for a protein of 696 amino acids. Lineage: Eukaryota; Metazoa; Chordata; Lepidosauria; Squamata; Phrynosomatidae. Gene Ontology annotation, molecular function: protein binding; calcium channel activity. The record is from RefSeq and is a predicted model, not a curated record. Gene Ontology annotation, cellular component: membrane. The transcript is spliced from 15 exons.
CAACAGCAAUGUGGAGCCCAGCCGGACCUCGCCGCCCGUCUUCUCCAAGCCCAUGGACUCCAACAUCCGCCAGUGCACGUCUGCCAACUGCGAAGAUAUGGAUUCUCCACAGUCUCUCCAGGAUGACAUGACUGAAUAUACCCCAAACGCAGAGAGCUAUUGCACAAACUCUUCCCAGUGCGCUCGGCAAAGCAACCGCAGGAGAAAACUGAAGAAGUAUCUGUUCCGGGCGGUGUCCGAAGGCAAUGGAGAAGAACUCCAGGGCCUUCUCGAAGAACUGAGGGAACGCUCACACGCCUGCAGGAACCUGACGGUCCAAGAGUAUCUGAUGAAAAAGAUGACCUCUUCCGACACCGGCAAGACCUGCCUCAUGAAAGCCUUGUUAAACAUCAACCAGAACACCAAGGAAAUCGUGAAUAUGCUACUCUCAUUUGCCGAAGAAAAUCUUAUCCUAGAAAGACUUAUUAAUGCAGCUUACACCGAGGAGGCAUACAAAGGGCAGACGGCGCUGAACAUCGCCAUCGAGAGGCGGCAGUACGACAUCACCCAGGUCCUGAUCGAGAAAGGCGCAGACGUCAAUGCGCGGGCGCAGGGCAUCUUCUUCAAUCCGAAGCACAAAUACGAGGGCUUUUAUUUCGGCGAAACCCCGUUGGCGUUAGCCGCUUGCACCAACCAGCCAGACAUCGUCCAGCUGCUGAUGGAGAACAGCAAGACAGACAUCAUGUCCCAGGAUUCCCGAGGGAACAACAUCUUGCACGCCUUGGUGACGGUAGCGGAAGACUUCAAGACGCAAAACGAUUUCGUGAGGCGGAUGUACGACGCCAUCCUCCUGAAAAGCAGGAGCCGGGAUUUGGAGAUGAUGAAGAACAAGGACGGGUUGACGCCUGUCCAGCUGGCCGCGAAAACCGGGAAGUUAGAGAUCCUGAGAUACAUUCUGAGCCGAGAAAUCAAAGAAAAGCCCAUCAGGAGCCUUUCCCGGAAAUUCACCGACUGGGCGUACGGCCCUGUGCAGUCGAACCUUUAUGACCUGACGGAACUGGACACCACCUCCGAAAACUCACUGCUGGACAUCAUUGUCUAUAAUACCAAUAUUGGGAAUCGCCACGAAAUGUUGGCUUUAGAGCCGCUGAAUUCCUUGCUCCGGAUGAAGUGGAAAAGGUUCGCCAGUCACAUGUUCUUCCUGUCGUGCUGCUUUUACUUCCUUUACAACGUCAUAUUGACGGUGAUCUCCUACUACCGGCCUCACGCAGACAUGCCGCCUCCUUAUCCGCUCGCAAUGACCGACAACCUCGGCUGGCUGCAGUUGACAGGCCAAGCCAUCGUGAUGCUGGGGGCCGUAUUCAUCGCCAUCAAAGAGAGCGUCGCCAUCUUCUUGCUCAGGCCUUCGGACCUCCAGUCGAUUCUCUCAGACGCCUGGUUCCAUUUUGCGUUUUUCAUCCAAGCGGUGCUGGUGAUCUUCUCGGUCUGCUUGUACCUGCUUUCCUACAAGGAGCACCUGGUCUCCCUCGUCCUGGCCAUGUCCUUAGGCUGGGCCAACAUGCUCUACUUCACCCGGGGGUUGCAGUCCAUGGGGAUCUACAGCGUCAUGAUCCAGCAGGUCAUCUUGAAUGACGUGAUCAAGUUCAUCGCGGUGUAUCUUGUCUUCCUGUUUGGAUUUGGCGUAGCCCUGGCUGCGCUGGUCGACACAUGCCCCGAUGACAGCAAGUGCAGCAACUACAGCACUUUGGGGAGCGUGGAGAUCGAGCUCUUCCGCUUGACCUUAGGCCUGGGCGACAUGGACAUCCACGAGAACGCCAAGUACCCCAUCCUCUUCCUGCUCCUCCUCAUCUCUUACGUCGUCCUGACCUUCGUGCUGCUGCUGAACAUGUUGAUCGCUUUGAUGGGAGAGACGGUGGAGGACAUCUCCAAGGAGAGCGAACACAUCUGGAGGCUGCAGAGAGCCAGGACCAUCGUGGAAACGGAAAAGCUUCUGCCCAAAUUCGUGCGGAAGAAAUUCCAACUCGGGGAAUGGUGCAAAGUGGCUGACAACGACACGCGGCUCUGUUUAAGGAUAAAUGAAGUGAAGUGGACCGAAUGGAAAACGCAUGUUUCGUUUAUCAACGAAGAUCCAGGUCCAACAGGUAAUAGUAACAUCGCAUUUUGAGCAAUAUACUAUUAGACUGCUUUUUACUUUUAAACUCUGUUUUCUUUUUUACUUUACCUAUACUUUACCUAUACGUUUUAUCCCAGAAAUCACCUUUAUGAGUUCGGGUUUCCUGCCAACCUGUUGCCUUUUACUGGAUGCCUUUUGUAAUUCUCUAAUUUUGUCUAGCAUCUCUUUCUCAGGUACUUCGGCUCCUUACGCUUCUCCUUAGUAGACCCGUUUUGGCAAAACUCUGCCAAAGACUUCCCUUUAGCUUUAGCUUUCUUUUAACCAGACAGACUUACUCACACUAUCCUACCUUGGCCACCAAUUGGGAGGUAGUCUGCCGAUCCCACGGCUGCCACCAAACAUGGAACCCCUUUUCCAGGUCGGUCUUUCUCUUACCAGACACAUCCAAUUCUCGAGCAAAGCCCCUGCGUUUCAUCUUUUGUUCUUGUUCGCAAGGAAGCUGCACAGUGACAGAAACACCAUCAUCCAUAUAAUCCAUAUAAACUUGAAGACCCACAUGUCACAGAUAGAUAGCAACCUUAAACUUCUGAGUGAGAUGGAUGUGUGUUUUUAAGGGAUGACUUUAAAUAGAAAUUAUUAAAGAAAGAAAGAACUUAAUGCAUUGAAACUCUAUUUCCACUGUUUCCUCCCCAGAUUACAACAGAAUACAAGACGCAUCACGGAGUAACAGCAAAACCACCCUGAAUA